This is a messenger RNA of Orussus abietinus, 2013 nucleotides long. It is a transcript of the gene rept, whose product is annotated as ruvB-like 2. NCBI's taxonomy places the organism in Eukaryota, Metazoa, Arthropoda, Insecta, Hymenoptera, Orussidae. The record is from RefSeq and is a predicted model, not a curated record. Gene Ontology annotation, biological process: box C/D snoRNP assembly; chromatin remodeling; regulation of transcription by RNA polymerase II. The coding region runs from base 320 to 1714 and encodes 464 amino acids. The transcript is spliced from 6 exons. Gene Ontology annotation, molecular function: DNA helicase activity; ATP hydrolysis activity; ATP binding. Gene Ontology annotation, cellular component: Ino80 complex; R2TP complex; NuA4 histone acetyltransferase complex.
ACGUAACUUACUGGUUUUCUAUGAUUUUCUCCGGUAAACUACUUUGUUAUCUAAUAUACGUCGAAAACCUCAAAAAAUGCGAAAUUACCCAACCAUUACGUCCAGGAUUUCUACUACCCUCUGAAUCGCGACGGUAGCAACACUGCUCGUCAGUCAGGAUUAAGCAAUCUCGCUUAUUGAUUGGUUCUUUCCCGACAAUACCCGACAGGCCGGCCAAUAAAAACGAUUGCUUUAGUCUGCGUUUUCCUUCAUUUUCGACGGUAAAUACGACGGUGUCAACAGUUUUCAUUCCUGUUAUUAGUGAUUAUCACGUGUGAUCAUGGCGGCUGUUGCAGCAGCGAAAGUCCAAGAAGUUCGGGAGAUUACAAGAAUCGAGCGAAUUGGUGCUCAUUCUCACAUUCGAGGUCUGGGAUUGGAUGACAGUUUAGAACCACGAAAUGUUUCUCAAGGCAUGGUUGGACAGCUUAUGGCACGACGUGCUACAGGCGUUGUUCUAGAAAUGAUUAAAGAGGGCAAAAUAGCAGGUCGUGCCAUUUUGUUAGCUGGUCAGCCUGGUACUGGAAAAACAGCUAUUGCAAUGGGUCUGGCGCAAGCUCUUGGUCAAGAUACACCAUUCACUUCUAUGGCUGGUUCAGAAAUUUAUUCUUUAGAAAUGAGCAAGACGGAAGCUCUGACACAAGCUAUUAGAAAAUCAAUUGGAGUUAGAAUCAAAGAAGAAACUGAAAUUAUCGAGGGUGAAGUUGUUGAAAUUCAAGUAGAUAGACCAGCUACAGGAGUGGGGGCAAAGGUUGGAAAGUUAACACUGAAAACAACUGAGAUGGAAACGAUUUAUGAAUUAGGGAACAAGAUGAUCGAUAGCUUAAUGAAAGAAAAGGUUCAAGCAGGAGAUGUAGUAACUAUUGAUAAAGCUACAGGAAAAAUUAAUAGACUUGGUCGGUCAUUUACUCGAGCCAGAGACUAUGAUGCAACAGGAUCACAAACUCGCUUUGUACAAUGCCCGGAAGGAGAACUGCAAAAGCGUAAAGAAGUUGUUCAUACGGUUACAUUGCACGAGGUUGAUGUAAUAAAUAGUCGAACACAUGGAUUUCUUGCUUUGUUCUCUGGUGAUACUGGUGAAAUUAAGUCUGAAGUACGUGAACAAAUAAAUGCUAAAGUAGCAGAAUGGAGAGAAGAAGGAAAAGCAGAAAUUGUACCAGGUGUCCUUUUUAUUGAUGAGGUUCACAUGUUGGAUAUCGAGUGUUUCUCAUUUUUAAAUAGAGCAUUGGAGAAUGAGAUGGCACCAGUUGUUAUAAUGGCAACAAACAGAGGUAUCACUAGAAUAAGGGGCACAAAUUAUAAAAGUCCACAUGGUAUCCCCAUCGAUUUGUUGGACCGUAUGAUCAUUGUUCCAACCAGCCCCUACCAAGAAAAAGAAUUGAAAGAAAUUUUGAAAAUUAGAUGUGAAGAAGAAGAUUGUGAAAUGGCAGAUGAUGCAUUGACUGUGCUUACAAGGAUAGCUUUGGAAACAUCACUAAGAUAUGCUAUUCAACUUAUUACUACAGCUUCACUUGUCAGUCGCAGAAGGAAAAGUACAGAAGUCAGCAUCGAAGAUGUCAAACGCGUAUAUUCUUUAUUUUUUGAUGAAAGCAGAUCCACGCAAUUCUUGAAAGAAUAUCAAGAUGAUUUUAUGUUCAACGAAAUACGUAAGUAUUCAGAUUUUUUAUUAAAAAGGUAAUAAUAUUUACCAUUUGAAGCCGUUUCUCCGCAAAAUAAUCCAAGAUGUAAAUUUGUUAGUGUAACUCGGACAAUUGUUAGUAGACAUAAUGUAUACUAUUGGGUGUAAUAUAAAGCAUGGAUCACGAGGUCUUUUUAAUUUUAAUAUUCAAUACUGCGUAUGCAAAUAGAAACGAAGAAAAAGUGCAGCAGUAAUAUCAAUCAAAUAUCAGAUUUACAUUUAAUGUUUGAACUAUAUACACUUAAAAUAAUUAAGUUUCAUAAUGUUUUCGAUUGUUUUUUAAUUAUGAAUUUAUAAUG